This is a messenger RNA of Telopea speciosissima, 1917 nucleotides long. RefSeq names its product phytolongin Phyl1.1-like. The coding region runs from base 654 to 1493 and encodes 279 amino acids. Gene Ontology annotation, cellular component: membrane. The transcript has 2 exons. Lineage: Eukaryota; Viridiplantae; Streptophyta; Magnoliopsida; Proteales; Proteaceae. The record is from RefSeq and is a predicted model, not a curated record.
GGAGUUUCUCUGAAUGACUAGAAGUCUAUGAACUUCAAAGUACAAAGGAAUAUUCAAUUUUUAAAUUGUAAAUGAAAAUUGUCAUCCCAUCUGGGUUUGAUUGCAUCAUUGAAGUAUUCCUUUCCUCACUGGGUAUCUGGCGACCAUUGCAGUUUCGAAAUGAAUCUUAGUCGUUUGCUGAAGAGCCAAUCUGCUCUGCGGGUUUCCGAAUAGGUGUGAAACCCUAGGAGAAGAUUGGGUUUAUUUAUCCAUAUCUGGGUUUGUCUAUGGACAUAAAACAAAAACUAAACGAGUAUGUUGGACGUUAAUGGACUAGAAUGUUGCUUGUAUGUGUGGUUGGACCUUUUUCUUAUGUUUGAGAUCCUUGCCCUAGAAAUUUGGUGGUAUCUUUUGGACGCUUGUGAUAUUAUAGCGGAGGAAUUAAUUGAAUUGUUUCAGAUGUUGAUGGUUGAACUUGAAAAAUUCGUUGCGUUUGCCUUUUGUCAGAUCUCAAUACUAUAGGAUACACAGAUCGAUUGGUCCACUGAUUGAGGUUCUGAACAGUUGAAACCAGCAUAAGCUGUUACUGAUGAUCAUGAGGUACUAUGUUCAGUACUAACGUCUUGGGAUCUUUUAGAUUGUUUCUCUGCUGAUAUUUUGUUCUCUAAGGCCGGAUGUGUUCUAUUCAAAACAUGGUGUUUUAUUUCUGUGUUGCCAAGGGAAAUCGAAUCCUCCAUGCCUACAGCAGUGGUGACCCUGAGAUUGAGAAACUGGCAGUUUUGUGCUUGGAAAGGGCUCCUCCCUUCCACACUUGGUAUUUUCAAAGUGUUCGCAAAAGGACCUAUGGGUUCCUAAUGGAGGAUGGGUAUGUCUACUUUACAAUUGUAGAGCAAAGUCUUGGAAAUCGGGGGGUCCGUCAAUUUCUGGGGCAUGUAAGGGAUGAGUUUAAAAAGGUUGCAAAGAGCGGUUCAAGGGGAAGUAUAUCAGGUUUGAACUCAGUCUGCUUUCAAGAACAAUUGAUGCCUGUCAUCCGCCGUUUGAUAAACUCAUUAGAGCAGGUCUCGCAAUCUCAAUCUGAUGGCGGCUGGAUGCCUGAGUUUCCACCGUCACAACAUCCAGGGUCUUCACCGUCUCCGGAAGGUGGCCAAACUGAAGUUGCCACUUCAACUAAGGCUCCAUUGCUUCGGAAAUUUAGCAAGCAAGAGAAGAAGAAAAUGAAGGAUCGUGUAAUCGAGAUUAGAGACAAUGGCUCUGAGGAGCACCGGAAGUCUAUGGGUCGGGGAAUGAAGGUUGAUGUGUCAGCCACUGAAUCUGAUAACCAAGGCAUGGUGGUGUCUUCACUCUCAGUACAGAAGGGUUCAAGUUCAAUGAGGAGUAUGACAGAUCCACAGCAUGCUCGAUACCUGUGGUGGCGCCAAGUCUGGAUUGUUAUUGCUGUUGAUGUAGUUGUGUGUUUAAUUUUGUUUGGAAUAUGGUUAGGGAUUUGUGGCGGCUUUGGAUGCGUUUCUGGUUAGGUAUUCCCUCUCUCUGUUGCAACUAAGAGUUCAAAUUGAAUCCCAAACCUGAAUUGUGUCCAUUACACAUCUGUCACGUAGGAUCUCACUCUUUCAUGCAAAUAUCAGCACAAUUUUGGGGGGUUGGCUUCUCAGUGAAAUGAAGCAUCAAGCUUCCCCUCAUAGAGUUGCAAAUGGAAAAAAAAAAAAAAAAAGCUUCUAGGUAUGCACGACAAUCUAUAUGGGUUAUUAUCAGUCCUUGAUAUUUCCUCGUACAAUUAUCACAUAGCCUUUAUUACAUGUAUAUCCUCAUCACCACUAUGUCUUCUGAGUUAUUAUGAGCUAUCGGUUGGGAUUUUCUUUGGUUACUUGUUAUAGCUAUGUGGGGUUCUCCAAUCUUCAGAAUUACAUUUUUGUCUUUAUUCAAGCAUGCCUUUUGGGUAAA